Messenger RNA from Melanotaenia boesemani (Boeseman's rainbowfish), 3649 nucleotides. RefSeq names its product bone morphogenetic protein/retinoic acid inducible neural-specific 3a, tandem duplicate 2 (gene brinp3a.2). Gene Ontology annotation, biological process: positive regulation of neuron differentiation; negative regulation of mitotic cell cycle. The transcript has 9 exons. Bases 840 to 3122 code for a protein of 760 amino acids. The record is from RefSeq and is a predicted model, not a curated record. NCBI's taxonomy places the organism in Eukaryota, Metazoa, Chordata, Actinopteri, Atheriniformes, Melanotaeniidae.
GCCGACAGUACAGGAUCCUGCGCUCCUCCACAGAGCGAUGCGGAGUAGGCGGGUCGAGUAAGAAAAACGGCGCUGGGGCGGAAUCCGCAACGGGAUAUUUAACAAGCUUUGUACGGCGGCUGUCCUCGUCCCAGUAGCCGCAUUCCAUCACAUCUGUCCGACGCUGGACCCCGCUGCUUUUCUGGCUGAAAUAAUUGCGCCAAGGCGUCUUUCUCUAAUCAUCUAUUCGUCAUCUCCUUGGCGCUCCUUGAGUCGCUCUCCUCCCAUCUUACCUCCUACUACUCGCCUCUCCUCUUGACUACAUCUUUUGCUGGAUGAUUUCAUUUUGUAAAGUCAUUAUCACCCUGAAAGGUCAAAGCCAAUGCUUCUAGGCACCUCAAAUCACUCUGGGAUAAGCUGACUGUCACCCCGAGCGCACCCCGGCAGCUUUCUCAAAGUUUCCCACUGAUGUAGAGCACUGCAUCGGAUUUUUCCGGAGCAUCCUUCCUCGCAAAUCACUUUUAUUACAUUUCGGAUCUGUGGGUGUGAACUAGUGUUUUUUUGGAUUUUUUUUCUUCUUUUCUCUCGGUGGAGUUUAUAUUGAACCCCCCCCUUAAACUGUGAAAUGAGUUUCUUUACUACUUCUGUAGCUGAGAGCCAGCGAGAUUCAGCAAAAAAUGGAAAAUACUGAGUUAAAGUUUAUCUGCUGUUCCAGAACCCGAUGUUCAGGGGGUGUUAAGGUGAUGCAGGUCCCUGGGUCAUCCCAGCAGAGGAGCCGCCUAAUGACGAGUGUCUUUGUCUGCUGAACGCCCCCCUCCACCACAACCACUGCCCUCCAUCCCUUCCUCCCUCCAUCUCUGAUGGCUCUAUGGGGCAUCGUCAGCCUCAGCCUUCACUGCUGGGUGUGUUUACGGUCUGGUGCAGCAGCAACAGCAACAGCCGCCAUCCUUCCUAAUGACAGACCCGGGGGACCUCUGGACUGGCUUCUUUCAGAUAAGGGACCCUUCCACCACUCCCCAGAGUACAUUGACUUUGUGGAGAAGAACAGGCAAGGCUUCUCCACAAGAUACAAGAUAUACAGGGAGUUUGGGAGAUGGAAGGUGAACAACUUGGCAGUAGAACGGAGGGAUUUUCUGGAGUCUCAGUUACCUCUGACACCUGAGUUCAUCAGGAACAUUCGACUCCUGGGCCGCAGGCCCACCACCCAGAUGAUCACUGACAACCUCAUCAGGAAGUAUGGAACACACUUCCUGCUGUCAGCCACACUGGGAGGAGAAGAGGCCUUAACGAUAUUUGUGGACAAAAGGAAGCUGAGCAAGAAGGCAGAGGUGAGCGAUUACUCGGGCAAUUCCUCCACUGUGACUUUGGAAGCUCUGCACCAGCUGGCUGCCUCCUACUUCAUUGACAGGGAGAGCACUCUGCGCAAGCUGCAUCACAUCCAGAUUGCCUCCACUGCCAUCAAGGUGACAGAAACCCGAACAGGUCCUCUUGGGUGCAGUAACUAUGACAACCUUGACUCUGUAAGCUCUGUGCUGGUUCAAAGCCCUGAAAACAAAGUGCAGCUGCAAGGCUUGCAGGUGAUCCUCCCAGACUACUUGAGAGAAAACUUUGUUCAGGCAGCUCUCAGCUAUAUAGCCUGCAAUGGAGAGGGGGAGUUCGUCUGUAAGGACAAUGACUGCUGGUGCAGCUGUGACCCCAAGUUCCCAGAGUGUAACUGCCCCUAUAUGGACAUCCAAGCAAUGGAAGAGAGUCUGGAGAGGAUCACAGAGACAUGGGGGAUAUUCUAUAAAGAAUUUGAGGAAUCAGAUGAAUUCAAGGCCUUCUAUGCAAGGCUUCCCCAGAACUACUUCCUGAACGUGUCAGCUAUACAACAUUUGUGGUCCUUGGACAGCCUGUUUCAGUGGCGAUAUGAGCAGCUGGAGAACAGCAUGCGGGCCCUCUCCAAACGAGCCCAGAGAGUCAUCUUCAAGCUGUUCAGUCUCAGUAAAAGAUGUCACCGACAGCCACAAGUCCGCAUACCAAGAGAACGGCCCCACUCCUACUGGCUGAGCCAUUUCCAGUCUCUCCUGUACUGCUCAGAGAACAACCAGCUUGGUGAAUUCUCGGAGGAGCUCCACAGCUGCAGCUGCCGAUAUGAACACAGCUCCUGUCAACUGCCCCCACCCUGCUCUGUUGGGGAGGGCUUAGCCUGUGCAACAUGUGCACCAGACAACCAUACCCGCUGUGGGAGCUGCAACCCGGGCUUUGCCCUCAUGCAGGGUGCCUGCAGGCCUAUGGUGGCAGACUCUACGGAGAACUAUCUUGGGUUUGAAACAGACCUCCAGGAUUUGGAGCUGGGCUACCUUCUGCAGAGAGCAGACCGCAGGCUGGAGGUCCAUGCAAUUUUCAUCAGCAAUGACAUGCGACUUAACAGCUGGUUUGACCCAUCAUGGAGAAAGAGGAUGUUACUGACACUGAAAAGUAACAAAUAUAAGUCCAAUAUGGUCCACAUGCUGCUGGGAAUAUCCCUUCAGAUCUGCCUUACAAAAAACAGCACCCUGGAGCCUGCUCUCACUCUUUACAUCAACCCUUUUGGAGGGAGCCACUCAGAGAGUUGGUACAUUCCUGUCAGUGAGAACAGUUUUCCAGACUGGCAAGCCACCAAGCUGGACCUACCCUUUGAGUGUUAUAACUGGACUCUGACAUUAGGCAACAAGUGGAAGACAUUCUUUGAAACUAUCCAUAUCUACCUUCGUAGCAGGAUAAAGACUCAGGAUGGAGCAAAUGACAGUGUUUACUAUGAGCCCAUAGAAUUGACAGAUCCUGCUCAGAGCUUGGGAUACAUGAAGAUCAACAGUAUCCAAGUCUUUGGCUACAGCAUGCACUUUGACCCAGAGGCAAUCCGUGACUUGAUUCUGCAGCUGGACUACCCAUACACCCAGGGUUCCCAGGAUACAGCUAUGCUUCAGCUCCUGGAAAUACGGGACAGGGUGAACCGGCUGUCCCCCCCAGGUCAACAAAAGUUGGAUCUGUUUGCCUGUCUCCUCCGGCACAGACUUAAAAUGACUGCCAGCGAGGUAGUCCGAAUUCAUGCCUCCAUACAGGCCUUCAGCGCCCGUCUGCCCAAUUCACUGGAUUACGAGACCACUAAGUUGUGCAGUUAACAGCUGCUCGAAUGGAAAACUACAUUGUGAAUUGUUUAAGGAGUAUUCCUGGACAUAAAAAUAGCGCCCUUUUUCUUGCAGAUGCUUACAGAUGCUCGGUCUCUAUGGAUUACCAAACUCUGGUUUAUUCAGGAUGACCAGCUGAGGGCUGCUUGAGAAUGUACUCAUGUGGUUGUUUUGGUUUUUGUUUUGUGCAAACUACUGUCUUUUCAGUGGUAUAUAUAUAAAUGGGCUUGGGGCAGUGAAGAAAUGCACAAAACAAGCUAACUGUAAAGAAUUCUUCAAUAAAUUUGGAAACCACUACAUAAAAUUUAACCAUCAAAUUUCAAUAUGACUUCUCAUUUAUACUGUAAGUACCAACGCCAACUGAAUGGACAUUUCAUGGUAUACAUGGUACAGUAUGUUUGUUUGUAAUUUUUAUAUGUUUCUUUGCUUUAGUGACAGUGCACUUUCCAUGAAGACAAGGUUACAGUGGUGUCAGUUAAGAUUUUGUAGAUAAAUUGAUAUUAAAACAUCAUGUUAUAACA